AAUAGAUUAUUUUUGUAUUUGCUGCACACCGCUUACAGACUGUUUGGUUUCAGUUUUACAACAAAAAUGGGUUUUGGAUUGUGUGUGAGAGUUCUUGUGAUCUCACUCUUGACUUUUGGGCAGCAAGCAAAGGCACUCAGCUACAGAAGUGGAGGCUCCAGUGGCAUUACACCUCACUUUGAUUUUUCAAGAAGCCUUAAACCCUCUUCCACUUCCAGUGAUGAUAGUUCAGCACAGCCUGAGAGGGUUUUGGGUAGUUAUUCACCCUUUCAUGCUGAUGGGGCUUUAUCUGAGACUCUGAAGCCAGCUGCUGCACCAAGUGCAGGAGGUUAUAGUGGCUCUCAUGGAAGGCAAGUAGGUGGUUACAGUCCUGAGGGAAGUGUUUCUAGUUACGGGCCAAGCCAACCAAUAAUUCGUAAGCCAAACCAACUACCUCAAGCUAACCCUAGUGCAAAUGGUGUCCUUCCAAGCAAAGCUGCCCCGUGGGCUUUCCCUUUGCCCCAUAAUCCAAACUCUUUUCAGUCUGGUAUUGCUUCAAGUUCUGCAAUUGUGAUGCACUCUGGUCCCUACUCCAAGCCCCAGAAGCCCAAAAACCGUCCAAAGCCCCAGCAGGCCGGCUACAACCCUAAGCCCCACCAGCCCAAACCUCAGCAGGCCGCCAACCCUUCAAAUCCCCUGCAGUCUUGGUACCAGCCCAAACCCCAGCAGACCAAGCCCAACCAGCCCUCCUACCCUUCAAAUCCUCAGCAGGCCAAGCCCUACCAGCCUUCAUACCCUUCAAAUCCUCAGCAGGCCAAGCCCUACCAGCCUUCAUACCCUUCAAAUCCUCAGCAGGCCAAGCCCUACCAGCCAGCCUACCCUUUGAAUCCCCAGCGGGCUACCAACCCUUCAAGUCCCCUGCUGUCUAGGUACCAGCCAAAACCCCAGCAGCCUUCUUACCAUUCAAAUCCUCAACAGGCCAAGCCUCAGCAGACCGAACCCCUGCAAGGGGUGCUCCAAAGUAAAGCUGGCAUGUGGUACUUUCCUUCCGAAGGAAGUGUUUCUUCUGACUCUAAUGUGCAGGCCAAGCCCUACCAGCCAGCAAACCCUUUGAAUCCCCAGCGGGCUACCAACCCUUCAAGUCCCCUGCAGUCUCGGUACCAACCCAAACCCCAGCAUCCUGCCUACCCUUCAAAUCCUCAGCAGGCCAAGCCCUACCGGCCUUCAUACCCUUCGAAUCCUCAGCAGGCCAAGCCCUACCAGCCUGCCGACCCUUCAAAUCCCCUGCAGUCUAGGUACCGGCCAAAACCCCAGCAGCCUUCCUACCCUUCAAAUCCUCAGCAGGCCAAGCCCUACCGGCCUUCAUACCCUUCGAAUCCUCAGCAGGCCAAGCCCUACCAGCCUGCCGACCCUUCAAAUCCUCAGCAGGCCAAGCCCUACCGGCCUUCCUACCCUUCGAAUCCCCAGCAGGCCAAGCCCUACCAGCCUGCAUACCCUUCAAACCCUCAGCAGGCCAAACCCCUGCAAUGGGUGCUCCAAAGUAAAGCUGGCAUGUGGAACUUUCCUUCCCAAGGAAGUGUUGCUUCUGGCUCUAAUGUGCAGCCCACUGACUCAAACUCGCACUUGAAUCUUGACCCAAGUAGUUUGAGAGAAAUUCCAAUGCCAUUCCCGUACCAGCCCAGGUGGCCGCAGCAACUGGUGCCAGUGUAGAACAGACAUCAUUGACCUUCCUAACUGUUCCUGAACUUGCCUGGAAGAAGUCUGAACUGGCAUCAACUUUGAAUUUAAUAAAAUACUUGGAACACAC
Messenger RNA from Gymnodraco acuticeps, 1786 nucleotides. RefSeq names its product sporozoite surface protein 2-like. Lineage: Eukaryota; Metazoa; Chordata; Actinopteri; Perciformes; Bathydraconidae. The transcript has 4 exons. The coding region runs from base 67 to 1689 and encodes 540 amino acids. The record is from RefSeq and is a predicted model, not a curated record.